CUGCUCCUGCUGAAGUUAUUCAGUCUCCUCACGAAACUCCACCAGACCACCAUCAUGAAAUUCGUUGCUCUUGCUCUCGCCCUUCUGCUGGCCGUCGGCUCUCAGGGAGCUUCCCUGAUGCAGGCUGAUGCUCCAUCCCAGCUGGCCCACGUCCGGGCCGCUAUGGAUGUCUACUUGACCCAGGUCAAGGAGAGCGCCAAGAGAGCUUUGGACCAGCUGGAUGACACUGAGUACAAGGAGCUCAAGGAGCAGCUGUCUCAGCGCCUGGAGGACAUGCACACUCAGAUCAAGGCUCUGCAGACCUCUGUGUCCCCCGUCACUGACGGCAUUGUCAAAACCAUCUCUGACGCCACCGCUGGAUUCCGUGCCGCUGUUGAGGCCGAUCUUGAAACCCUGAGGACCGAGCUCGAGCCCAAACGUGCUGCUCUGAAGGAAGUCCUUGACAGGCACAUCCAAGAGUACACCGCCCAUCUGGAGCCCGUCGUCAGCGAGCACUAUGCCAAGCACACCGCUGAGAUGGAAGCCCUGAGGGCCAAGCUGGAGCCCAUUGUGGAGGAGCUGCGUGCCAAGAUUGCCGUCAACCUUGAGGAGACCAAAGCUGCCAUGGCACCCAUUGUGGAGGCUGUGCGUACCAAGGUCAGUGAGCGUCUGGAGGAGCUGAAGACCAUGGCCAAGCCCUACGUGGAUGAAUACAAGGAUCAGGCCAGGCAGAUGUAUGACCAGGCAAAAUCCAUCAAAACCGAAGACCUCACCGCCCUGAGGGAGAAGAUUGCACCUUUGGCCGAGGAAGUUAAGACGAAGCUCCAGCAGAUCAUGGAGAUCGUCCUUGCUUCUUUCCAAAGCUAAAUCCUCUGUACCCUGUUCCUAUAACUAACCUCACCUACCUGUCUGUAAUAGACCCAUUCCACCUUUCUCUCCAUUCCCUCUUUCCUCACACAUCCAGACCACCUCCCAAAAAGAAGCCAAUGCCUAACUGAUGCACUUCUUUGCAACAAAUUGGCGGGACUCUCUCUCUCCCAUGCAAACACCUUACUUUAUGCGCACAUGCUCAAGCAAACGCAAGCAAAGACACAGACACAAACAUACUCAGCACACACAUGCUUUACUCUUCACAUACUAUGACCAUCUGCUUACAUUUUGUGUAGGAAUUGUGUGUGAAUUAUCUCAAGUGCCUGAACCUCUGUGUAAUGAUGCUUGUUUGAUGAAAACUGUGCUUUGAUGAAAUACAGCUCAAUAAACAUCUGACUGUUUAUACUA
Molecule: messenger RNA, 1257 nt
Organism: Thunnus maccoyii (southern bluefin tuna)
Lineage: Eukaryota; Metazoa; Chordata; Actinopteri; Scombriformes; Scombridae
Product: apolipoprotein A-I-like
Exons: 4
Coding region: 55-846 (263 amino acids)
Biological process (GO): lipoprotein metabolic process; lipid transport
Cellular component (GO): extracellular region
Molecular function (GO): lipid binding
Source: RefSeq, a predicted model, not a curated record